AUGACUUCAGUAUUGUACUCUCCCGCAUUCCACGGGAUUGCCAGUCUGCCCAACUUGGUUCUCUCACCUCUCGUCUCGGGAUCGUUAUUGCUGUCAAUCACAUAUCGCCCCGAUGCUGUGCAAGCCGCGCUCGCACACGUGGCCCGAUUCCUGCCACCACGUAUCGGAAGAGUACCUGCCAGCUUCACCACCGCCAAGGCAGUUCUGAAGGUGCUUGUCGUCUUGGGCGCGAUUCGCUACGUAAACCGGACAUUGAACCGGCUGGCAGCCAAUUCAUGGCGUCUCGGGGCUGGUAGCGGCUGGCAUUGGCCAGACGAGCUCGCCGUGGUGACGGGAGGCGCCAGCGGCCUCGGAAGAGACAUCUCGAAGAAGCUCGCGGCUCUAGGCGCGCGAGUGGCCAUACUGGACAUCCAAGAGCCGCCCAAGGAGAUGCUGCUCGACGAGCGCAUCACCUUCUACACAUGCGACGUGACGUCCACCGAGUCCGUCGCCGCGGCCGCCGACGCCAUCCGCCGAGAGCUCGGCCACCCGUCCAUCCUCGUCAACAACGCCGGCGUCGCCCGCUCGACGCCGAUCCUGAAGACGCCCGAGGACUUCCUCCGCCGGAUCUUCAGCGUCAACUGCAUGGCCCUGUGGUUCACGACGCAGCAGUUCCUGCCUCGCAUGAUCCAGCUGGACAAGGGCCACGUGGUGACGGUCGCGAGCAUAGCAUCCUUUGUCUCGCUCGCCACGGCCGCCGACUACUCUGCCACCAAGGCCGGCGCGCUGGCCUUCCACGAGGCGCUGGCAAGCGAGAUCAAGCACCAGUACAAGUCGCCGGGUAUCCUGACCACCGUCGUCCAUCCCAACUUUAUCGACACCCCGCUCAUCCAGGACUUUUCUGACCGGCUUCAGCGCAGAGGGGUUCGCAUGCUCACCAGUGACCAUGUUGCUAGCCAGAUUGUGUCACAGAUAGAGAGCAAGAGGGGAGGUCAGUUGUUCAUGCCAGAGACGGCCUCGGCCAUCUCGGGGAUCAGGGGGUGGCCGUCGUGGCUCCAGGAGAUGCUUCGAGAUACUAUUGGGCGUAGUUCAUCGGACCGUUAG
Molecule: messenger RNA, 1083 nt
Organism: Thyridium curvatum
Lineage: Eukaryota; Fungi; Ascomycota; Sordariomycetes; Thyridiales; Thyridiaceae
Exons: 1
Coding region: 1-1083 (360 amino acids)
Molecular function (GO): oxidoreductase activity, acting on the CH-OH group of donors, NAD or NADP as acceptor
Source: RefSeq, a predicted model, not a curated record